Molecule: messenger RNA, 2505 nt
Organism: Ostrea edulis (European flat oyster)
Lineage: Eukaryota; Metazoa; Mollusca; Bivalvia; Ostreida; Ostreidae
Exons: 1
Coding region: 993-1658 (221 amino acids)
Source: RefSeq, a predicted model, not a curated record
CAGAAAGUUAUUAACGUGGAUGACUAAAGAUAAAUUUGGAAUUUGCAAUUCACCAAUUAUUGUCAAACUUUGGUAUAUUUGAAAGCAUGCAAGUUGAGCCAUUUGAAUUUUGAAGAAAACGGAGCGGCAUUUGUGUUGGAAAUAAGCCUUUGUGUGUUUAAUGAGCAUUUCUUUUUCAUAUGGAUAUGACAUCAACGUGAAUGAGAAUACUUAAACACAUAAGUACAGUGUUUGAAAAUGACGACCUCUAUAGAAAGGAUUUCGGUAUAUACUCUACACGACAUGGGGAUAUGAUAUGCUCCGCGAUUCUCUUCGAUGAAAUAUUUUAAUUUGUCGGCAAACAUUAUUGACGAUAAAGGGAAAUAUAUAUACAUAUAUAUUUCAUGAUUCAUUUAAACAAGAUUGCUCUUCCGAGGUACAUGUAUUGAGAAAAAUCAAUUUCUUUUGUCAUAUCUGAUCACAAACGGAAAGGAUAAAAAGACUGGAGCAUCUAGCAUAUCUAUACAGGGCGGUUUUUUUCUUCUUUUAUCUGGAGGAAAUAAUUAGACUUGGAUGGUUUUGAAAUCUACAUUAUAUUAUGACAGAUAUUGAUUAGUGAAUAAUCAUACCAAAAAUUGAUAGCAACUCGUACUUCUUUUCCGUGUUCAAUCGGACUGUUUAUCAGGCGUCUGGGUUUUCUUUUUAAUUACCAGUCCAUCAUCAGUGAGCGUGGAUUCUAUGGACGUCUGCGAGGAAACGGAUAUUUACAAAUCUCGUGGAUGAACCGCCGCGAGAUGUUAAAUCGAUAGUUUAGUUCAUAAAGUUUCAUUAGGAAAUAAACCAAAUUCCAAUAAUGUUCAAAUCCAAAUAAGCGAAGACCUGAAAACGUUAUCAUACGGUGUGUGUAAAUCUUGUUUCGAUAUUUGAAAAAGAGAAGAAUUGAUAGCGUUUAGUGGACAGCAGGAUAUUUUAGUGAGAGAUUACAAUUUUUGGAAUUUUUAGAGAGUGCAAAGAUGACGCUGGACGAUACUGCUCGUUUAUUAAUGAGUAUUGGCGGACUUCCGGUCAGUGCGCCGCCAAUUAACAAUGCUUGUUUACCGAACGUUUAUAAUAAACUGGACGCCGAGGCUCUGAAAAAGACGAAAGUUCCAAACGGACUAUUGGACUACAGACUAAAAGUACAAAUUCGAAUGUUGGAAAAAUACAGACGUGAUGCUGACAAAGUUCAUAAGAAAGAAAAAGCAAAAAUUCAGAGAGAUCUGAGGACUUUUGACCGGAAAUUACCAAACAUGGACGACAUGCCUUAUUUGAAACUUAAGAUCCCGAUGAAAACAACUGAGGAAAGUGCUUUCAAAACGUUCGUUACGCAACCCAAACCCCUUAAAGGCAUCGUCAGUGAACGGGAGGACAAGCCGUUCUGUGAUAGAUUCUUCCACCAUCAUGUUCCGGGGGUGCAAAAACUCGACAAGCAGACACAUAGCUACACAACUUCUCUACAGUCCAUUAAAUCUGAAAACCAGGAUGAUUCUGUGUUGACCGAUAGCAAAAGCAAGCUGUUACUGUCCAAGCGGCUCAGCAUGAGCGAAACCUGCUUAUCCGCUCGAGGUGAUUUUGAACGGUCCUUCUUAUUAAACAAAGAACCAACCGCUGUUCCAGAUGAUGACGCUAUUACAAUUUAAACAUGUUAAAUACAAUUUAUUUUGCUUUUAAUUGUCUUUCAAAGAUUGUUGGGUUUUUUUUAAAAUUGCUUUUCUAAACCUUUAGAAGUUGUUUUUGAAUUUCUUUAGUAUAAAAAACAUGGAGAGAGUACAUUUGUACAUAAAAUAAUUUUAAAUGUUCACGUGAUAGCAUUUUUAAUUGUAUUUGUUCUAUGUUAAGAUCUAGUAAUUCAACGUGAAAUUUAGUUUGAUUUUUUUUUUGUCAGCAUAAAAAAUUUCCUGCAGUAAUUGCCAUACUGUCCUUGUUAAAUACCGAACCACCACGGGCUAUGCAUGCACACACAUGGAAAAGCCCUUUAAAACAAUGAAAUAACUUUGAUGCAAGUCAUUUUCACAAUUGUUAGAAUUUCAUACAAUGUCGAUUAGAAACAUCAGAGAGGACUGCUAAUGUAACACGAGACUUUAUUCUAAGCUGGUGCCAUUUCACGCAAUGUUCAGAACGUUCCAUUUCCUGAUGGUAAGAUUUUAACAAGAUGUGCUGUAUUUUUUCAUGAAAUUACUUCUCUGAAGUAUUGAUUUUAACUAAGAUCUUUUCUAAAAAGGAUCCCAUAAAGAUUUUUUUCAUAUAAAGAUAUACAUGUACCAACGAUUUUUCAUCAAAGCGCUUUCGUCAGCAUUGUCAAGUUUCACAAACUUCAUUCAUUACUCAUAAAUUGAUGCCAGCAUACUUGGGUGCAUUUUAUUUGAACAAAUGUUCGCUGCAAAUGUAUAUGAUCUUUCCUCUUUCUCAAUUUUAUCGAUGUACGUAUGUUGGGACUAAUGGAAAGUGUUGAUCAAUAAAUUGAUUAAUAAAUGUGUCAUAACAUGU